Messenger RNA from Lolium perenne, 1396 nucleotides. The record is from RefSeq and is a predicted model, not a curated record. NCBI's taxonomy places the organism in Eukaryota, Viridiplantae, Streptophyta, Magnoliopsida, Poales, Poaceae.
GUCAUCUUAAUGGUGUAGCUACCACAUUGAUCAAACCGAGGAGUCGAGGAGUAAUUUCGAACAGAUGACUCUCCAAUCUCCAGCCAAUUAAUCGCGUUGAAAUUUGAGAAAAAUAGAAUCGUGUUGAAUUCAGCCCACCCCGAGCGGCGAGCGCUCCGUCUCCUGCCACUGAGAUCACGCGAACCUCCUCGACUUCGGCCAUGGCUCCCGAAGAUCCAGCGGCCUGAGGCUUAGCCUCAUCACAUUCCCAUUCCGUGUGCCACCCACCCCAAUCCCCUUCCUCGCGCGACCCCCUCCUCUCCCCAAUCCAAGCUCUUACCUCGCUGCGGCCCUGACCAGCAAAGGGCGGCCGACGGCAAGCCUUCCAAGCGGCAAAGGACGACUACCGAGAUCUUCAAGGCAUGCCAUCAUCUUCCCCCACCUACUGCUCUUGCAGGAACCCCUAGCAUCGGGCCUGCCGGCCGGCCUCGCGUCACUGCGGUUGUGUGUGCGUGGGGGAAGACAAUCGAUGGUGAAGGUGCAGUCAUGGAGGAACUCGUGGCGGCGAGGCGGAAGUUGGCGCUGUCCAUGGAGUCGUUCAAGACCACGAUUUGACGAAUCCCAGAGUUUUCUCAGGGAACUCGUCAACAGCUACACCAAAGGCAUACGAGGGGCGACGCCCGCCAAGUUGAUGUUGUUUGGCUUUGGCCUCGACAUUGGCGACGUUGAGGUUGUGGCCGCAUCUCUGCCGCCGAGCCUCACAUCCACGACCAUCCUGGUUCUUGCUGGGGUCUUGAUCACCGCCCUCAAGCCGGAAGCGUUGACGCCCACCACCUGUUCGACACAGGUCCUGGCCAGCAUCGUCAAUGCCAUGAGUGCCAAGCUGAACCACUGUACAGUUCCUGCACUCACGUCAAGUGGCAUACAAGAGGUUGUGAACCCUUGGGUGCAACAUAAGGCAUCAUUCAUUCCUGCACAUGAGGUGCUCGGGGAAAUAUUCGUGCAGACCGGCACUGUUGUUAUUGUUGCUAGAAGCAUUGGCGACUCAGCAACACGAACCAGGCGUGAACCAGUCCAGGUCCAGCUGCACAAAGGCAUCAAAUACAACCAUGUUCGUGACUCUCCGUGACUAUGGGUGAGCACAACCUCGUUCUGGCAGCGCUGGCCUCCUUGGGCUAUUGGUACUUCCGACAUCAAUCUGGAGCAAUAGAAGGAUCUGCUACUCCUCUCAUCUGCGAGCAACUACGAUGCCAGGGACUGGCUGCUAAUGAUUGACCCCCUUCCGCGACAAAGAGGAUCAAACGUAUCAACAUGAAAGGCAGGGCAACAUGUGUUUCUGAAUGAUGGCUAUCCGUACCUGCACCUGGAACUUACGGAACCAGAAGAGGCUGAUCAUCUCCACCUGUGAUGCUUAGGA